CACCAGACUGUGUGCUGCUAGAGACCAUUUUAGCUGAGGAGAGAUGAGGGCAGAAGCCUUUUCCUCAGGGUUGUGAGAGAGUCUCUGAGACAAUACUGACGGGUUUCUUCCCCCACACCAGUUCCUCUACACUCCACCUUUUCUCCUGCCUCCUUCCAAGCCUGAUGGUUGGAGCCCAAGCUUGCUUGCUUGCCUACUAUUUAUUUAUUUAUUUAUUUAUUUAUUUAUUUAUUCAGUCUUUAUACCACCCUUCUGAGAUGGCUCAGGGUGGUUUAGAAUUAAAAGCAGAAACCAUUACAACCAAUAACAAUUAAAAUAUAAAUAUAAAUAUGAACACCAAUUAAAGCACAUCUUAAAAAGCAAUUAAACCCCUGAAAACCAGGUUAGCAUUAAAACAAUUAAAACUAAUUAAAAACCUUGAAAGUCCAGGCCAAACAGAUGGGUUUUAAGAAUUUAUUUUUUAUAAAUAAAAUUGAUAUUCAUUCAUUCAUUUAUUUAUUUAUUUAUAAUAUUUCUAUAGCUCCCCAAACUUACAUCUCUGGGAGGUUUACAAUUAAAAUCAUUUAAAACAUCAAAUCAAUUCACAAUUAAAAACAUGAAGAACAUUAUAACCCAGUAUCAAUUUUUUAAAAAACUAUAAAUCUAAUUAAAAGCCUGGGUGAAUAAAUGUGUCUUCAGUGUCUUUUAAAAAGUUGCCAGAAAUGGGGAGGCUCUUAUUUCAACAGGGAGCACAUUCCAAAGUCCAGGGGCAGCAACGGAGAAAGCCCGUUCCUGAGUAGCCGCCAGACGGGUUGAACAGUAUGAUAUGCAGGGGUGAGAAGGUGAAGCUUUUUGCAACAUGGGAAUAAAAUUAUCACUUGCAAAUUGUUGCAGAUCAAACCUCUGUUCAAGGUAUGGCUAACGGGGUCCCAUUCAAAACUUGGCAAACCUAGGAGGGAAAAUGCUGGCUGAGCUCCAGUCCUGCAAAGUCUCAACAACAACAAGAAGACUACUGUGAAUAUUUAUAUACCGUUCUUCAACCAAAGUUCCCAAAGUGGUUUACAUAUAUAAAUAAAUAGGGAUGUGCCCGAAUCAUUUAAGAUUCGGCUCCCUGCAGCCAAAAUGUUUCAGCGUGGGGCAAGGGAUUCCUUUAAAAGGAGGAUGCAUCGGCGAAUGCAUUGAUGUAAUUUGCAUGCCGAUACCGCAUGAGGGAUGCUGGGGGAAGCAUCCUGUUGCCGUGGCGGGGUGUUUUAAAGGAGACUGUGGCACAGGCUACUGAUUUCACGGGGAUGUUUCUCUUAGAACAGUGCGGUGUUGGGGCGGCGCGGGGCAAAGGAGGCUCGCUGGGGGGCAGGUAGGCCCUGCCUGCCUCCUCUUAAGGGAACCCCUCCCCGCCCCCUGGGAUGUUCCCCCCUCCUCGGAUGUGCCCAUGCACAUCCCUAUAAAUAAAUAAGAUGGUUACCUGUCCUCAAAGGGCUCACAAAAGAAACACAGCCUGUCCAGCCUGCCACCAGUGGCCCUUGCCACCCGCCACGCCCCCUGCAUGCCUGAUGUCAGAUGCCCCUGUGUCUGACAUCAGAUGUGCAGGGGGCAUGGUUGCAUAUGCCUAUGGCCCUGUUUUUGAGCAGCUUCAGCCAGCGCUGGGCUCCCAGCCUGGCUAGGAACAUGUCUCCCUGCCUUUACAAGCAGGGAAAGGUGCUCUGGCAGCUGCAGUGCUGGCUUUCAUUUACUAUUUACUUGCAAGUGGGGCCAUGCGGCCCUGUUUGCAGACACGACAACACCCCCUGCUUGUCUGACAUCAGAUGUAGGGGUGUGGCUCCUGGGGCUCCAGGUGCAGCCCCUGAGCACGGCAUCCCGGGUUCUUUGGAAACUGCCCCCCCUAUAAUGGUGGCUCCGUCCAGGGGCGUAACAAGGCUGGAGUGGGCCCAGAGACAAUAUUUUAAAAUGGGCCCCUCGCUGAUACACACACACACACACACACACACACACACACACACACACACACUUCACAUGUGACUUGCCUCUGGGGGGCCCCUCGAGGUGUGGGGGCCCCCAGGCAGCCACCUCCCCUUGCCUAAUAGUAGUUACGCCCCUGGCUCCGUCCCUGAAGAAACAUAAGAUAGACUCCAGCAACAGCUACUGGAGGGAUGCUGUUCUGGGGUUGGAUAGGGCUAGUUAAUGCUCUCCCCCUGCUAAAUCAAAUUGCCACUUUAAAAAGGUACCUCUUUUAAAACAAGAUUGGUUAGAUUGUAAACAAGAUUGGUUAAAAAGGUGCCUCUGUGCUCAGUUAGCAACCUUUACAUUUCCUUUCCCAUGGGGAAGGAGAGACAAAAGCCAGCUGGGUCCCUUUGUCUGUGGCUGAUGGACUCUAAGCUGUGCUAUUAUUAUAUCACACACCUAACUCUGCCAUUUAUCAUACUUGCCAACAUGUCCCUACUUUCCCAUUCACCUUAAUGGGAAAAUAGGGACAUGUUGGCAGAUAUGCAUAUACAACUUGAAAAUGUGGCAUUUAUUGAUGUAUAAUAUAUCAAUUUUAUGAGUUCUCAGCUAUCCUGAGGGCUUUUAAAGAGCCAUAUGGUGGGAUAUAAAAUUUAAAAAUAAUUUAAAAAUGAAGGGUGGGCUUGAAGAAUAUGAAUGGCAGUGGAAAAAUAUAAGUGGGAUCCAAAAUGAAGCUCACUUAAUAUGUUCCUUGCAUAUUUUGCUUAACCUUUAUAUCAGGAGUUUCCAAUCAUGGGUCUCGAGAAGUUGCCUGUCAUUUCCAGCCUUUAAUCUUUUUGGCUAAGGAUGGCAUUUAUAUCUCAACAAUGGAUAUAAACACUCUUCUGCAAUAGUUCUGUCAAAUUCCCACUUCUGAGGAUUUUCUCCCACUCUAUGUAGGUUCUAAGUCAUGCAAUAUGAUUCUAAGCAACAAAGUCUGAGUGCCCAGACAAGGAAAAGGCACUGUAGCAGUGCACACUGUGCAUGUGAAUUACCCUCACAAACCACUGUGCAGUCCUGAAUUUUCCUUAAACAUCCCCACCGCCCCGCUUUAAUCCCUGGAUAGCUUGAAUGCUAUGUGACAUGGCCACCACUCAGUAUUAUUCACUCUCUUAUACAGAAAAUGAAUAUUUAUGUUCAGCAAUUGUUCUCCAAUACAAUUAAUUGCCUACGUAGUGUUACAGAAACAAUUGCACUUUGAAUACAGCAGAACCUGCCACACAAUCCUCACUCAGCCAUGAAAGUGUUUUUUUAGGAGAUGCUAUCUGUCCAUGUAAACUACCUCACAAGAUUAUUGCGAUAAUCCAUACAUGUGAUAAAAGUAAACCUUCAAGCAUUGUCCCAUUGUCUCUGCGAAUGGAGGUCAUCAUGACGACAAUAGUUGUUUCCACCCAAGUACCUGGAAUUCAUAAACAACUGAAUUUGCUGGCAUUUUGGUAGUACUCUAUAUAAAUAUGUCAGCCUAGAACUGACCCUUGAUCAUUGCAAAAGGCUGGCUGUUCUCCCUUGGGCUCCAUGACCUCGAUUUCUGUUUGCCACCUCCAUUACUGGAUGCAGUUCCAUACCCCUGGCUCUGAUCUGGUUUCACUCAGCAGUUAUAUUACCAAGAGGUCAGUAAAUCCAUUUGGUAUAAUGCAAGCUGUGGACAAAACAUAGCAUGCCCUCAGACGCUACCAUUUAUUUGUCACAUCAGUGUCAUUUUAAACUGCCCAGAGACGCAAGUUUUGGGAGAUAUAGAAAUAUUUUAAAUAUUUUAAACAAACAAACAAACAAAUAAAUAGAUAGAUAGAUAAAUAGAUAAAUAAAUAAAUAAAUAAAUUUUAUGGCAUGUAGUUGGGCAUUCUAUGUUGCUUUUCCACAGUUGUGGAAACCCAGCAAAGACUAAGCUAGAGUGCAGACUCAGAGGCACUCUUACCUCUGGACUUCCAGGCUGAAGUCCAGGGUCUCCACACACGUUGGGGGCCCAAAAAUCCUCUUUAGUAGGUCCUGGGUAGUGUGGUUGCUUUGCUGGGCAGCUGAGUGUGACUGUGACCUGCGCUAGGCGGAGGCCUCAUACUGCCCACUUUUUGCAAAGCAACUUAUCUUUCAGUCGUUAGGCUCUGAAAUGAUGUAGAGAGAUAAAGAUAAGAGCCACAGAUUUAUCAUGUUCAAGGAAGAAAAGAAGAAAGAAAAUACUGGAAUAGAACAAAAGGACAAAGCCUGCAUGCACUGCCACAACCUGAAGGAAACAGAAUAGACCAAAACUCGGGAGGAAGUGCAGAUUUGGAAUUCACUCAUAUUUCUGACAUCACAAUUCAUGAUUUACAGCAGAACCGAUGGUUCCUUCACUACAUUAGUGCUUGCCAUGGCAUAGUGAACCCCACAGUACAUCUGAACAACUGCAUAUUUGACCUGUGUAUGAGCAAUGAGGAUAAUCAGACCUUGUGCCAGAACAUCCAGAGCUACGUGAUAGCCUGCCAAGAAGUGAAUGUCCCUAUCCAAACCUGGAGGAGCCUAGACUUCUGCUGUGAAUGGGCUGCCAGUCCAGAUCCCAUCUGAAGUCACAGAACUAGUGACCCUUGAUCUGGCUGACAACGCUGUCAUCCUUCGCUUACCUCCAGUUCAAGUGACACUGAACCCUGAUGGGGGAGUGGUGGUGACUGUCACCUCAGUUCUGGCAGAGAAGAUAUGUGGGGCUUGUGGGAACUUCAACAAUAAUCAGACUGAUGAUCUGAAGGGCCCUGACGGAGUGGAAUUAAACAACUUGCCUGAGCUGCUGGUAUUUUGGACAGCCAGAGAUUUUACCCACCAUAUCUUGGCAAUUGCAACCUACACAAGCUGUGGCUGCUGCCAUCCAGUGUCCAAGAGAGGAAUAACACCACUUCUCUGAGCGGUCUUCCUGAAGACAUCUGUCAAACUAGGCUGUAGCAUUCAAGGCUUACACAUAUUCCAAAACAAAAAUGCGGUGCAGGGGAAAAACCAAAUUCUGACUCAUCCUGGAAAUUCUUACAAAGGGAGCCAUGGGGGCAAGAAUGCUGCUUCUGACUGCUGCAGGGCUGGCCCUGCUGGGUGGCCUCCAUGCCGUAGCCCCCGUUGGCCGGGAGUUCAUCACAGCCUUCAUGCAAAACUACAAACUGGACUACUCUCAGGCUCAAUUCCAGCUCUUUAUCUCUGGCUAUGCAUCUUCCACCAGCAUCGUUGUCUUGGUCAACAAAUCCCGAUUCCGUAGCACAUUCUUCCUUGCUGGGGGUCAGUCAGCAUCAGUGAAGAUACCAGCUUAUGCCGAGAUGUUUGGCACUGCGAAAUUCUGCAAGACUGUAAUGGUGCAAGCAAAUCAAGAUGUCUCUGUGUUGGCCCUCAACUCCAAGGACAGGUCGACUGACACUUCUGUUGUCUACCCUGUCUCCAGUCUAGGCAUGGAGUAUUAUGUCCUCACACCUACUGGAGACUUAUACAAGGAGUUCUCUGUCAUUGCGUGGCGUGAUCGCACUGCAGUAGAGAUCCACCUCAAGGGCAGCGUGAGAUUCCAGGAGCGUGUCUACCCAGCAGGCAGCAAGCUGAAUGUCUUCCUUUCUCCCUUUGAAGCCAUCCAGUUCCAAAGCCGGCAAGACCUCUCGGGUACUCUCGUCAGAUCAACGCGGCCAGUGGCAGUGCUGAGCGGGCAUACCUGCGCGUACAAGAACUCCAAGUGUAACCAUGUGGCAGAGCAGUUGCUGCCUGUGUCAAGCUGGGGCCGGGCCUUCUUUGUCCUCCCUCUCUCCUUUCAAAUGAAGUAUGAUUUGGCCUAUAUAGUUGCCUCCCAGAGCACUCUGGUUACCUGUGUUUCUGGUGGGAUCCAGAAGAGCCACACCCUUGAAGCUGGACAAGUCCUUCAGCUGGAAGUCACACGCUCCGUCCCCAUCUACAUCACAGCCAAUGUUGGGAUCCAGGUCUUCUUCUUCUGCACUGGUGGUACCCGAAAUGGUGUGACCUUCGACCCUUUCUUCCUGAGUGUCCCUGAUGUGUUCAGUUACUGCACAUCCUACUCUCUCAGGGCCCAGAAGGGCUUUGAUAAUUAUGCACUCAUUGUCACCAAGACUAUCGCCACUGCCGGGAUCACCAUGGAUGGACGUGCGUUGGGAACAGUCUCUUGGAGACAGAUUCCGGGUACAGAAUAUUCCUGGAGUGAGUACAGCCUGGGGAAAGAAGGCCGUGGCCACGCCAUGGAGCACCGCAACACCCCUUUUGGCCUGCUGGGUUUUGGCAUCACCUUUGAGAAUGGCUAUGGAUCCACAGCACUCUGCCGAAGUGCCUCUCAACCUGCCCCCAAACCUUCCUGUAGUUCCACACAGUGCCGAAAGAAGGAGACUUGCCAGAUAAUGAAUGACCAGCCAGUAUGUGUGGCCCAGUCCAGUGCCACCUGUUGGGCCCUGGGUGACCCCCACUACCAGACCUUUGACAAGCAGAACUACCGUUUCAUGGGCACCUGCACCUACACCAUGGCCAAGAGCUGUGGGCCAGACUUGACUCUCCCAACCUUCCAUGUUGCCACCAAAAAUGAGAACCGGGCCAGGCAAAGUGUGUCCUACAUUGGGCUGGUGACAGUCCAGGUCUACGAGCAGAACAUCAGUGUGACCAGGAAUGAGUAUGGCCUAGUCAGGGUGAAUAACCAGCACUCCCGGCUGCCCAUCUCGCUGAAUGAGGGCAAACUGAGGCUCUACCAGAGUGGGGGCUCCGUCAUUAUUGAGACAGACUUCUCACUGAGGGUCUCCUAUGACUGGAAGAACUUUGUGGUGGUGAAGAUCUCCAGCAGCUUCUCCGAGAAUGUUUGUGGCCUGUGUGGCAACUACAACGGGGACCCUGCUGAUGACUUCAGGACCCCAGAUGGGAGCUUGGCUCCCAGCCCUGUGGAGUUUGGGCGGAGCUGGAAGGUGGAAGAUGGUGACAAGUUCUGCUGGGAUGACUGUCAUGGGGAAUGCAAGAAGGUCACCCUAGAACUGCUUAUUAGAUACAAAGCUGAGCUUUUCUGUGGAUGGAUCAGCAAAAAGGAGAGUGGCCCAUUCAGCCAGUGCCACUCUGUCCUUGAUCCAGAUAUCUUUGUGGAAAACUGCGCAUAUGACCUCUUCAUCUAUGAGGGCUACAGAGAGAUGUUGUGCCAAGCACUGACUAACUAUGCGGAUGCUUGCCAGAGAGAAGGUGUUGUCUUAUCUGAUUGGAGGAGACUCGUUGGAUGCUCUCUGUCUUGCCCUGAGAACAGUCAGUACAAGAUCUGUGGAUCUCCAUGCCCGGCCACCUGCAAUGACCAUGCAGUUCCCACCAACUGCUCCUCAGCACGCUGUGUCGAGACCUGCGAGUGUGACGAGGGCUUCGUGUUGGAUGCUGGGAAAUGCAUCCCCAAGGCUACCUGUGGGUGUGUGUUUGAGGGCCGGCUCCUUACCCCCAACGAGGAGUUUUGGGGAGACAGCGCAUGCACAAGACGCUGCGUCUGCGACCCAGAGAGCAAGCAAGUGAAGUGCCAGGCAACAAGCUGCAAGAAUGGGGAACAAUGCAGGGUAGAGAAUGGUCUCCAGGACUGCUACCCGACUGGCUACGCCACUUGUUCUGCCAUCAGCUACUCCCACUACCACAGCUUUGAUGGGCAGAGCUUCAACUUCCAGGGCACCUGCCUGUACAAGUUUGUCAGACUGAGCAAGAAGAGCCAAGACUUGGUCGAUUUCCAGGUCCUGGUCCAGAACUCCCGGCAAGGGGGCUGGACCAUGUCCCUCAACAAAUUGGUCAAGGUCCAAGUGUACGGCCUAGAGAUAACCAUCAGCUGGGCUUAUCGGGGUAAAGUCAUGGUGAAUGGCUUGCUGACCAACCUGCCAUACAGGAUGGGCCUGGAGCAAAUCUAUAUCUAUCAAAAGGGUUGGGAUACUGUGAUACAAACAGAUUUUGGCCUCACUGUCACCUUUGACUGGCAAAGCCGUCUCACGGUUGCUGUGCCAAACACCUACCAAGGCGCUCUUGAUGGUCUCUGUGGCAACUUCAAUGGAGACAGAGAAGAUGACUUGACCUCUGCUGGUGGUGGCUCUGCCUCAGACCCUGCAGCCUUGGGGCAGAGCUGGAGGGUGGCUGAGUCCCAGGGAUGUGGAGAGGUGAACCUCAAGCUGUGUCCGGACCUGGAAAACCUUGCCCAGCGCCAGCGAGGCAUCAGCGCAGAAUGUGGGCUACUUGUAGACAAGAGCGGCCCAUUUAGGGAGUGCCAUGGUAAAAUUGACCCCGAGGUGUUCUUCCUGGACUGCGUGUAUGAUUACUGCAUGUUCAAUGGCCAGCAAGCUGUGCUGGGCCAUGUCAUUGCUGCUUAUGCCUCAGCAUGUCAAGCCACCUGGGUGACCAUCUACAUUUGGAGGAUCCACAUAUUUUGGAAACCGGUCUGCCCUCAAAACAGCCAUUAUGAGCUCUGUGCCAGGGGCUGUCAACAAACCUGUGGCAGCCUCUUCUCAUCCCUUCCCUGCACCAAGCCCUGCGCGGAAGGUUGUGUCUGUGACGAAGGCUUUGUGUUGAGCGGUGACCGCUGUGUCCCCAUGUCACAGUGCGGCUGCGUCUACCAGGAUCGGUACUACUCAGCUGGGCAGACCUUCUACCCGACACACCAGUGCAAUGUGGAGUGUGUGUGCCAGCCUGGUGGAGAUGUCGCCUGCAAGGAAUUCUCCUGCGGCCCCAACGAGGAAUGCAGGGCGGUGGGCGGCAUCCAGAAAUGCCAUCCAGUCGGCUCUGCCACUUGCAUAACUGCUGGAGAUCCUCAUUAUAUCUCCUUCGAUGGCGUCCACUUCACCUUCCAAGGCACCUGCACCUACAUCCUUGCUAAGACCUGCAUUACAGACAAGAAACGCUUGACUCCAUUUAUGGUCACAGAGGAAAGCGAGUCCUGGGGGAAUGGAAGAGUCUCUGUCACCAAGAUGGUCUCUGUGGAAGUCUAUGGUGCCACACUUACCCUGCUGCAGAACAAAAAAGGACUGAUCAUGGUGAAUGGAGUGUUCCAGUCUCUCCCCAUCACCCUUUCUAAUGGACGUCUCCGAGCCUAUCAGCAUGGUGCUAAGGUCCUGAUCCAAAUUGACUUUGGCCUCAUUGUGAGCUAUGACCUGGUUUACCGGGUGCGGGUCACUGUCCCAGGCACCUACCAGGGCCAGAUGUGUGGCUUGUGUGGGAACUACAAUGGCCAGAAGGAUGAUGAGUUCCUGCUUCCCAAUGGCAAGACCACCUCUGAUGUAGCUGCAUUUGGGGCUGCUUGGAAGGUCCCAGUCCCUGGGACAGCUGGAGCCUGUUCAGAUGGGUGCUCUGGGAACAACUGCCCAGUCUGUGAGCAGAGAAAGAAGGACAUUUUCCAACAGCGCAACUACUGUGGGCUCCUGGUCGCAACUGACGGCCCCUUCGGGGUGUGCCACAGCAAGGUGGACCCCAACGUGUAUCUCAAUGACUGCAUCUAUGACCUAUGCUUGAGCAAUGGAGAGAGUCAAGCCCUGUGCCAGACCAUCCAAAGCUACGUCUCCGCCUGUCAAGAGGCUGGGGUCUCUGUCCAGCCCUGGAGGAGUCAGUCCUUCUGCCCUCUGAGCUGUCCACUCAAUAGCCACUAUGAGGUCUGUGCCGACCUCUGCUCCGCUGACUGUGCCGGGAUCACUGAGUCCAGGAUGUGCCCCGAGAGCUGCUCAGAGGGCUGCCAGUGCGACGAUGGAUUCUUCUUUGAUGGUCUUGACUGCAUCACUGUGGAGAACUGUGGAUGCUCCAGGAAUGGAAGCUAUUACAAGCCCAAUGAGAAGGUCCUUCUGAAUGAAUGCCAGCAAAUCUGCAGCUGUAUCCCAGGCCGAGGAGUCACCUGUGAGUCCCACAGCUGCUCCAGCGAUGAGACCUGCAAAAUCCAGGACGGGAUCAUGAGCUGCAUCAAUAAAGAUCCUUGCAAAACAUUCAAGUGUCGGACCAAGGAAACAUGCAAGUUAGAGAAUGGCAGAGCAACCUGUGUCCCAGACUACAACGAGACUUGUUGGGGUUGGGGAGACCCCCACUAUCACACCUUCGAUGGGUGGGACUUUCAUUUCCAGGGCACCUGUACUUACACGAUUGCCAAGUACUGUGGAAAUGAUCCAACAUUAGUACCUUUCACUGUAGAUGAGAAGAAUGAUAACCGGGGCAGCCAGGCUAUUUCCUUUGUGAGACAGACCAGUAUCUAUGUGUAUGGUCACCACAUCUCCAUCCACAAGCAGGAAGUGGGCAAAAUCCGGCUGAAUGGCGUCUUCACGAGCCUGCCCGUAACUCUAGAGGAUGGGAAGAUGCAGCUCUACCAAAGUGGCUUGAAUGCUAUACUGGAAACUGAUUUUGGCCUGGUGGUUUCUUUUGACUGGAACUGGCUGUUGGAGAUAACUUUGCCCAGCAGCUACUAUGGCGCCAUCUGUGGCCUUUGUGGGAAUUUCAACCAGAACCCAGAUGACGACAUGGUGACGCGUGCCGGUGACAAGGCUGCUUCUGUGGUGGAGUGGGCUGGGAGCUGGAAGGUGAAGGACCGUGACCCUUUCUGCUGGGACUUCUGCGAGGGGAACUGCCCGACUUGUGAAGAGAGCCAACGCCGACUCUUUGAGAGCGAGGAGUUCUGUGGGCUUAUCACCAAGCUGGACGGGGGCCUCUUCCGUGAAUGCCACCCCAAGCUAAACCCUGAUGAUUUCUUUGACAGCUGCGUCUUUGAUGUUUGCCUCAACGGUGGUGCCAAGAACAUCCUAUGCCAAGCCUUGAGUGCCUAUGCUUCCAACUGCCACAAGGAGGGUGUGGUUGUUCCAGACUGGAGAGCUCAGAGUGGUUGUGCUUUGCCGUGCCCAGAGAACAGCCAUUACGAGGCCUGCGGAAAUGCCUGCCCAGCCAGCUGCUCGGAUCGCACUGCUCCAUCCAACUGCAAUAAGCCCUGUGUGGAAGCCUGCCAGUGCAAUGAAGGCUAUGUGCUCAGUGCUGACAAAUGUGUCCCUGUGGGGAGCUGUGGCUGCACCUACAACGGCCUCUACUAUAAGCCUGAGGAGGAGUUCUGGGCUGAUGAGAACUGUGGCUCUCGCUGCAGGUGUGACCCCAGCUUGGGCAUGGUGGUAUGUCAGCCGGCCAGCUGCAAAGCCAGUGAAAGAUGUUCCACGGUCGACGGGAUCCGGGGCUGUCAUCCCAUCGGCUACACCACAUGCACUGCAACUGGGGACCAUCACUACACCACCUUUGAUGGGAAGAGGUACGAUUUCACAGGAACUUGCAUCUACCAGCUGGUUGGACUCUGCUCCAGGGAUCCCACGCUCGCUCCAUUCACCAUCAAGAUCCAAAACAACCAAGGCAGUAAGACGAUGCCAUUCUCUUCCAUGGUUACUUUAGAAGUCUACAACCGAACCAUCACAAUUAGCCAGAAGCAUCCUUACACAAUCCAGGUAGAUGGAGUAUUUGCGGAGUUGCCCUUCUACCACGAAGACAAGGUAAAGGCCUACGUUAGUGGCGCCCAUGUCCUUGUAGCCACCAAGUUUGAUCUUACGGUGACCUUUGGCUGGAACAGACUUGUUCAUGUCACCAUUCCUAGCAGCUAUCUCAAUGCAGUUUGUGGCCUCUGUGGCAAUGACAACAGGGACCCCAGUGACGAUCUGAUCAUGAAGGAUGGGAGCCAGGCAGCCAACCCUGCCCAGUUUGCAGAGAGCUGGAAGGUAGGCGAGAUCCCUGACUGUGUGAAUGGAUGCACUAGUGACUGCCCAGUGUGCAAAGAGGCAGAGAAACAAACCUACAAGAGUGACCAGUACUGUGGGAUCCUCAUCAGAAAGGACGGACCAUUCAAACAAUGCCAAGGUGCAAUUGAUCCAACACCCUUCUUUGAUGACUGUGUCUUUGACACCUGCCAGUACAAGGGGCACCACGACACCCUUUGCAGUGCCAUCAGUGCUUAUGUAACAGCCUGCCAAGCUGAGGGCAUCAAGAUUGGACAGUGGAGAACAGCCUCCUUCUGCAGCCUUUCCUGUCCACAGAAUUCCCACUAUGAUCUCUGUGGAAACGGCUGCCCUGCCACCUGCUAUGGCCUUUCAGCUCCUAAUGGAUGUGAGAUGUCUUGCAAAGAAGGCUGCUAUUGCGAUCCUGGGUUUGUCCUGAGUGGAGAUCAGUGCGUCCCCAUUGGGGAGUGUGGCUGUGUCUACCAGGAUAGGUACUAUAAGAAGGGAGAUGACUUCUUCCCCAGUGCCUCCUGCCAGGAAAGGUGCCACUGCAUAGACAAUGGGGCUGUGGAGUGCCAGAAGGUCUCCUGUGGGGCCCAUGAGGAAUGCAGGGUGAAGAACGGCAUUCAAGGCUGCCACCCGCAUGGCUGUGGCAAAUGUAGUGUCGCUGGAGGAAGUCACUACCUCACUUUUGAUGGGCAGACUUUCAGCUUCCCGGGUUCCUGCACUUACACCUUGGCCAAAGUCUGCAACAGAGAUUCUGAGCUCGUCCAGUUUUCUGUGGUGAUCGAAAACGAGAGCAUGGGUGAUGGCAAAGUUGUGCCAAAGAUGGUAGUCAUCACUGUCCAUGGUUACAUCCUCAGCCUUGUAAGAGGAAUGAACUGGAAGAUUCUGGUGGAUGGAGAAGCCUAUACACUGCCUUUGGAGAUAGAGAGGAGAAAAAUUUGGGUAAAUCAUGAAGGGGAGAAUAUUGUGGUCCAGACCAGUUUUGGUCUCAGGGUCCUCUAUGAUUCCUCCUACUAUGUCCUGGUGUACGUCCCCAGCACAUACCAGGGACACAUGUGUGGCCUGUGUGGCAACUUCAAUGGUGACAGAAGAGAUGAAUUCCAACUGCCUGAUGAGAGGAGCACCCCAAAUACAACAGAAUUUGGAGUAUCUUGGAAAGUGUCUGCUGAUCAAUCUGGCUGUUCAGAUGGCUGCAGGCAGAAUUGCCCCGUCUGUGACUCCAGCAAGACAAGGCCAUACCAGGCUGAGAACUCCUGUGGGCUGAUCCAAGCCAAGACCGGUCCAUUCAGUGACUGCCACUCCCUGGUGAAACCUAAUGAGUAUUUUGAUCGCUGCCUGUAUGCCAUGUGUGGUGCCAGUGGGGUGAAAGAUAUCCUCUGCCAGAGCCUUCAGGCCUACAUGACUGCGUGCCAAGCUGCUGGAGGAAGUGUCAAGCCGUGGAGAACAGCCUCCCUCUGUCCCCUUUCCUGCCCAACCAACAGCCACUAUCAGCUGUGUACAAGGUCCUGUGAUCAUACGUGUGCUGGCCUGUCUGCUCCCACCUUCUGCACUCAGAAAUGCUUUGAAGGCUGCCAGUGCAAAGCCGGCUAUGUGUCUGAUGGAGAAACAUGUGUGUCCAUGGACAGGUGUGGCUGUGUUCAUGAUGGGCACUACAUCAAGGCUGAAGAAAGCCUUGUCUCCAAGGACUGCUCUGAGAAGUGCACCUGCCAUGCCUCAGGCCACCUCAUCUGUGAGGAAAUGAGCUGCAAGAAAGGGGAGGCCUGUGCCCUCAGGAAUGGCAGGCGUGGCUGCGUGAGGCAGGAAGGCCAAUGCACUCUCUCCUUAGGAGCCCAGCUCACCACCUUUGAUGGGGCCUCAGGAGAAGUACUCUACAGUGGCGCCUAUGAAGUGGCUUCUCUCUGUGACAGCAUGGCCCGUACAUGGUUCCGCCUGAUAGUCAACAUGGGGGAAUGUAGUGAUGGUGAAGUGCUGGCUGGUGCCGCCAUCUUUGUUUUCUUCCGAGAGGCCUUUAUUGCCAUCAACAAGAACCAGGAGAUUUGGGUGAAUGGGCAGCCCACGAAACUCCCAGCAACGAUUUCUGAAGCGGUGUCUGUGACCCUGUCCCAAGAUGUUGUUACCAUCAGCCAUGGGAUCACACUUCAGGUUCUCUUUGGCCUCCAAGGGGAAGUGACGGUGAAGGUCAAGGACAGCCUGGAAGGCAAGCUGUGUGCAGCCUGUGGAAAUUUCAAUGGGGAUAGCUCUGAUGACCUGAUACUACCCAACGGGAAGGUUGUGGGGAACAUUGCUGAGGUUAUCGAUGCCUGGAAGGCCAGAGACUUUAUCGGCUGUGAUAAGUAGCCCAAAGGGGCCACAAAGAACACCACCUGCAAGCGACAUCAGUGAUCAUGAUAUUACCACAAUAUUGCCUCGGGACAUUAUCAACUAUCAUGUUUCAACAGGCUGCUGUCAAAAACAAAGGAUGCUGUAAAAUACAAGCACAUGGUAAAUGUCAAUAAAGUCACCUGUAGAUUUGUCUCUAGAGAAA
Hemicordylus capensis (graceful crag lizard) is the source of this 14133-nucleotide messenger RNA. Its product is annotated as IgGFc-binding protein-like. The record is from RefSeq and is a predicted model, not a curated record. Gene Ontology annotation, molecular function: protein binding. The transcript has 26 exons. NCBI's taxonomy places the organism in Eukaryota, Metazoa, Chordata, Lepidosauria, Squamata, Cordylidae. Bases 4956 to 13946 code for a protein of 2996 amino acids.